Molecule: messenger RNA, 1212 nt
Organism: Mycena indigotica
Lineage: Eukaryota; Fungi; Basidiomycota; Agaricomycetes; Agaricales; Mycenaceae
Exons: 2
Coding region: 1-1212 (403 amino acids)
Source: RefSeq, a predicted model, not a curated record
AUGCUGUUUCUUCUCGCUCUCACCUCUUUGCACUCUCGUUCCGCCCAAAACCAAUGCAACGACAUAAACGAUUGUCGGCGUCUAUUCGACAUCGUCUGGGGCUGUCUUGUCACCAUCUUCUUGUGCAUCUGGGUCUCGGUGCACCCCAACAUACCUCCCCCAUGUCCUGAGGCCCCGAAAGGGAUUGGCUUGGGCUUCUGGCACUGGUGGCUGAUUGGGAGCAACCGACCAUUCUUGCAGCGACUGAAGCUGAUGACGGUGGCGCUAAUUGCUCCUGAGAUGAUUCUGGGGUUCGCAGCAAGACAGUUCCAGAUGGCGCAUUACUUGUCCCAAGAUCACGGUGUCUCUCUAACACACGGAUUCUUCAUCGUAAUGGGCGGCUUCGUGGAUGCUGACGGCCAUCCAAUCGUCACACAAAAGCAACUGCGAGUCGAUAGCGUUGUCGGGCAAAUAUGUGCGGUUGACAAGUCCGACAUCGAAGACAAGAGUAAAGGCGAUCUCUUCUCGAAAGCAAUCGCGCUUUGCCAAGGGCUUUGGUUUAUCGCACAAUGCAUCGCUCGGCGAGCCCAGAGUCUUCCCCUUACCGAGCUGGAGGUCGCGACACUUGCGUUCACAGCCAUUAACGCAAUGACCUGGCUGCUCUGGCUUAGAAAGCCUUUGGAUGUGCGAAACCCAAUCAAACUUUCAGCUCAUACCACCCCUUCAAAUCAUGUCCUUAGCGACCCAUAUCCCGCCGACCUGAGCGGUCUCGAGCGGUUUGGUUUCCUGCUGGUAAACACAUACCAACAGGAUGAAUACGACCCAUUCUCCAGCCAGUUUGUGCCGACAUUCUGGUGUACGGCAUACAACGACCGUGACGAGCUCCCCGUCCUGUCAUCGUUCAUAACUCUCGGUGGCCAAUUUUUUUGUGGCGCUAUCUUUGGUGCUAUUCACUUUGCCGCGUGGGGGGCGCCGUUUCCCUCUGUCGUCGAGAUGUGGCUGUGGCGCAUCGGAACGCUGGUACUCGUUGCCCUACCCAUCCUAUUCUUGCUCUUGGUUAUCGGCAUCACUAUACUCCCCUCUGCCCAAGGUAAAUCCCCAGCCUUGGUUAUCGUUAUUUUCUACUCGAUGGCACGAUGCAUCCUCUUGGUUUUGCCGUUGUCCACUCUGCGUUCCCUCCCCCUCGCCGCGUUCGCUGAUGUUAAUUGGAGUGUUUAUAUACCUCACUUAUAG